AUGCCAUCUGCACUAAGCGAACCCUACCUAUCUGAAGUGGCAUUUUGUCGCUCACCGACCGAUUUUCCAAAAAUCAACGUUGAAGAGAAUGCAGCAAGUCGCGUUCUUCGUUGUGCUUGCUGUCAUGUCGUUGUUCACGCGCGCUGCUACGGCCUGCCAGACCUCGAAACCUGUCACAACAGGGCGGACCUAGAGUCCUGGAUUUGUGAUGCUUGUAACUCUCCUGCGUUACAAGCAAGACCGCGCUGCUGCCUCUGCCCAAUUCGAGGUGGAGCUUUGAAACGACUGGAGAACUCUAGCCUGGAUGGUCAGUCGUUUUGGGUGCAUCUCGCUUGCGCCAUUGCGGUUGGAAAGCGCUGUCGCUUUGUCGAUGUAGUCCGACGCAGACCCCUUCUCCUCCGCAGUGAACUACAGUCAACUUCUCUCUUACCGCCUCCCUCCUCUCCCAAUCAACCUUCUGCUUCUAACGGAAGCUCCUGCCAAUCUAUCUCAGAUCCUCUCCGCAUAGGUACUUCAUUCUCAGACGGAAAACCCUCUCCUCGAACAUCUGUUCGCCAGCUUUAUCGGGAUGCAUACGUGUGGGAGCCUCUAAAGCGACAUUCCGCCGUCGGUGCGACCGCCUCCACUUCCACGGAUAUGUGCGAAGUCUGCUCUCUUCCCGCUCCCGGUGGACCUGCUGACCUGCCCUUAGUGGCUUGCUGGCACGAGGACUGUCCGGGAAGGGUUCAUCUGACGUGUGCACAACUGAGCGGUUAUCUUAUUGCCACCGGGCGUUAUCCACAUUGCUUGUAUGUGGCCUGCCGGCGCCAUCCUGCUGAGUAUCGCGAGGUGAGCCUCUCAUGA
Dibothriocephalus latus is the source of this 843-nucleotide messenger RNA. Lineage: Eukaryota; Metazoa; Platyhelminthes; Cestoda; Diphyllobothriidea; Diphyllobothriidae. The record is from the annotation of a GenBank genome assembly.